This is a messenger RNA of Python bivittatus (Burmese python), 1348 nucleotides long. The record is from RefSeq and is a predicted model, not a curated record. Lineage: Eukaryota; Metazoa; Chordata; Lepidosauria; Squamata; Pythonidae.
CCCACGGGGCGGCCCGCGUCACGCAGCCCCCUCCCGCUCCCGCCCCCCAGGGACAUAAGCCCCAUGCUGAAGGACCCGCAGGCGUUCAGAGCCGCGAUCGACCUGCUGGAGUCCCACAUCCAGGCCUCCCACCAGAACAUCGACUACAUCGCAGGCCUCGAUUCCCGCGGCUUCCUCUUUGGGCCCGUGUUGGCCCAGCGGCUGGGAGUUGGAUUCCUGCUGAUCCGCAAGAAAGGGAAGCUCCCGGGGUCCACGGAAUCCAUGUCCUACGCUCUGGAGUAUGGCAAGGCAGAACUGGAAGUCCAGAAGGACGCGGUGAAGCCAGGCCAGAGAGUCAUCAUAGUCGACGACCUGCUUGCCACGGGAGGUACCAUGCGAGCUGCCUGUGAGCUGAUGACGAAGCUGCAAGCCGACAUCCUGGAUUGCUUGGUGCUCAUCGAGCUGACAUUCCUCAAAGGGGCAGAGGCACUCAAACCCUUCCCUCUCUACUCACUAUUGCAAUAUGACUGAUGCCUGGAGAAGCUGCUCCUUUGGUUAGUUCUGUCCCGCUGCCCAGUUUCCAGUGUAGCUUUUCUCACUCCUGCCCCCCUCCUAUAAUUGGCCCUGAACUGUAACUGGGGGCGCCCAGUUUUUGCUGUACCACGCUUUGAAAUCACUUGAUGAUUCACCCAUCAAGGGCCAAGCGGGCCUUGAACUUCCCAAGAGAAGCGGGGGCUUGCCACUCCCGCACAGGUUGCUCAAACCUUGAGCAAUCGGGGCACGCUGUGCAGUUACGUGGUUAAAAAGCACGCCAGGUAAUUUAAAUAUGCUCUGAAGCCUGAGUCAUUGGCAGCCAAAGGUCUUUUGCAAUAGAGCCCCACCACACAGGGUUAUGGCUGGGGCACGCAUGGAUCUGUCCCUAGAAAUUAUCAUGCAGACUCUGAUGCUCAUCUCAGAUGAAUUAAUGUUUCCUUCCUCCUCUUCCAGAAGCUAAAGAGAACAAGGGAAAUGGGAUGGGCAAACUGCUUUCAUAAAGCCAGUAUGCAGGGUCUUAAGCAACCCAACCACAAAACCGUUUUGAGUUUGACUUCACUCCUAAUCCCCCACAAGUUCGCUCCUGCAAAUGUUCCUGGCCACUCCGUUUUGACAAAGCCAGCUAGAACAGGGGCUAUGCGUGUCCACACAUGUUGUUUGGGUUACUUACCAGGCAAGAAGGUGCUUUUUCCUAGUUCCCCUGCAGGGGUAGAAUUAGGCUGUAGCUAGAGAGUCCCCCGCUCGGCUACCCUGGAAAUCACCCCAUGAGCAAACACUUCUCUCUGUGUAAAGACGUGACGAUCUGCUAUUAAAUGUACAGUGCCCUUGCACCUUU